UUGAAAAUGUACACAUUAUUUGUUUAGUUGACAUUAUUGAGUAAGAAACUAAAGAAAUUAUACCUUUCCUUGGUCGUCCUGCUUAGCUUCUCUGAUAUCUCAGACAUGGCGGAUCCGGGCACGGCCAUUGUGAGCCUUUUAGGAGCAGCGAGUUCUGUAGCAAGUAUUGGGAAAAUAAUUGCAGACAUUAUAGAAAAGAAGGCACAGAACGGAAAUGCAGAAGCAGCGAAAGCACUUGCCGCAAUUAGUUCUAUGAUGGGCCCAGGAUCGUUUCCUGUGUUUGAUGGGAGUGACUAUGAAAUCUGGCGCAAUAUGAUGAGGGCUUUGCUUAUAUCCCAUGAUCUUUGGGACUUGGUGGAAAAUGGUUACAAAGCUAAGGCUUUUAAAAAAGAUGGGAAGAAGAAGGACGCCCUGGCUAUGAUGAUUAUCCUGCUGGGAGUUGACCAAUCAGUUCGUCGCUGCACUCUUAAUGCAAACAACUCAAAAGAAGCUUGGGAAGCAAUACAAAUCAAAUAUCAAGGCAUGACGGAUGAUCAGAUGGCCGAGUUCAAGGCGGCCUUCAGCCUAUUCGACAAGGACGGCGAUGGUUGCAUCACUAGAAAAGAACUUGGGACUAUGAUGAGGUCAUUGGGAGAGAAUCCCAGUGAAGCUGAUCUACAGGAUAUGAUAAAUGAAGUGGAUGCUGAUGGCAAUGGAACCAUUGACUUCUCAGAGUUUCUAAAUUUCAUGGCCGGGAUGAAGAACUAGAAUUUGGAUGGGUUAAGCUAGUGCAAUGAUUCCCAUGUCUUUCUAUUUUCAUUGUUUAUUGGAUGGUUUAAGGUUUGAUGUUGAAUUUAUUGUAAUUUUUCUCUAUUGUAAGGGUAGUGAAAUCUUUUUAUCCCCAAAAAUAUUCAAGCCAAAAAUUUUUUAAUGUAUCUAGAAAUUUUUUUUAAUGUCCCCAAAAAGAUUCAAGCCAAAGGAUUUUCUGAUUCAA
This is a messenger RNA of Ipomoea triloba (trilobed morning glory), 973 nucleotides long. Its product is annotated as calmodulin-like protein 2. Gene Ontology annotation, molecular function: calcium ion binding; enzyme regulator activity. The record is from RefSeq and is a predicted model, not a curated record. The transcript has 3 exons. NCBI's taxonomy places the organism in Eukaryota, Viridiplantae, Streptophyta, Magnoliopsida, Solanales, Convolvulaceae. The coding region runs from base 106 to 747 and encodes 213 amino acids.